UCCGUUGUUUGGGUCUAGGACCAACUCCUCAGGACAUUGGUACCCCAGGACUGAAGGCGUACUCAUCGACAAAGCUUCAAAUACAAGUUCUGGCACGUCAACAGGCUGAAAGUGAAAAUCUAGUGCUUCAACAAAGAAUCUUAGAAAUGCAAGAAAGGGAGGAGCAGAGCAUGGCACGAGAAUCUCCAAAUGUUGAAACAAACUCACACAAUGGUUCUAACUCAAGAAAGCACAUGAGCCCACCGUAUGAGAAACAUGCUGAGGCCAAUCAGCAUGUUCAGGGUGAAGAAGAUCAUGACUGUGUAGGUGAUGACUAUGUAGAGAAUGAGGAACUUGAUGAUGAGGCCAAUCAGCAGGUUCCAGCCGCUGCAGCCUCGCCCGUCGUGAACACAGCAACAUCACCAACGAAUGAUGUCCAACGCUUCGCACGUGAUGAUCUUGUUGGAAAUGAUGUGAUCUUAUUUGCCAUGUCGAGUAAUGAAAAAGUGGCUAAGGCAACUGUUGUUUCAAUUAACCCAAACAAUCAUCUUGCGGGUGAGGCUCUUGGAACGAAAUUUUGUGAAGUUAUUGUGAAUAUUGUCUUCAAACGUGAUGCAUUAGUGCCACGUCCUUAUGCUGAAAUGAAGACUCUAGGUGAUGCUGUAAAGAUGCCGGUUGCUUGGCCAUUUAAUCGACUGAAGGUUUGCAGUCAACAGCCAAAAAGACCUUCUCAAGGUGUGGCUGGAUCUUCUCAAGUUGUUGCUCGAUUUUCUCAGAGAUCUUCUCAAGGUGCUGCAGGAUCGUCUCAAGGUGUUGCUGGAAGCCACUAAGUUGCUGGGACUAAAUUUGUUGCAGGAUUUUAUCAUGAGAUUGUUGGUAGCGACUUGUUGAUUGGAAGCCAUUCAAUUAUCUUAUGGUGAACUACAUGGUAGCUUUGAUUGCUUUUGGACUAUCCUGGUAGUUUUAGCUUUUGGACUAGAAGCUGGUAGCUUUAGCAUUUGACAUCAAGAACCAGAGGGUGUUAUCUCUUGAUCAUUAUGUUAGGUCACUUUUGAAUGGUGGUUUUUGCUCAACAAGCAAACACUAUUAGCUUCUGUACAACCUCAUUACAAUUGCUGGCUUUUGUACUUAGCUACCACUACAUGUGGUACAAUAUUAUCUUGUUGUGCAACUUCA
Sorghum bicolor (sorghum) is the source of this 1155-nucleotide messenger RNA. RefSeq lists its product as uncharacterized. Bases 147 to 809 code for a protein of 220 amino acids. The transcript is spliced from 4 exons. NCBI's taxonomy places the organism in Eukaryota, Viridiplantae, Streptophyta, Magnoliopsida, Poales, Poaceae. The record is from RefSeq and is a predicted model, not a curated record.